AGAAAACCCCAAUCGAUCUUGGUUGGGUCCCUUCGCCAGCUCCUUUUUCUUCUCUUCUUUGCUUCGCACUCCUCCCUCUUUUCGGAAUUCGGACUUUCCAAUGGCUACCUCUCUCCAUGCCUUCGUUCCCCUCCGUAAUCCGAACCCUAAUCUUUUUGCCACCCGAGCGGUGGCCUCCUUCUCCUUCCCAUUGGGCGCCGUCCCCCGUCGACUGGAUUCGUCCAAUUCCCCGCUCUCGAGGAGGGGGUUGGGAACUCGUCUCGUGCUCGUGGAUCGGAGGCCGACGAAGAUUAUUCCUCUUGCGGCUUCUGACGAUGAACCGAAGCAUUUAGAUAUUAAAGAGGAGGAAAGUGAUGCUGAAUUAAACGCUCGGGCAGCACAAGACCAAUGGAAGGAGGCACUCGAACACUUCAAGACUGAAGCCCUGAAAGUCAAAGCUGUAUCAGAAGAAGCAUAUGGGGUAUACUCAAAGAAAGCAAUGGAAAUACUAAUGGAUACAUCUGAGAAGCUCAAGAUUCAAGCUGAUAAAGCACAACAGGAUUUGAGUAUAAUAGCCAAAGAGAUCUCACAAGAAGGGAACAAGUAUCUUGCUGCAGCAGCAAAGAAUUCUCCUGAUUCAGUUAAGGAAAUUUUGGAAACUUAUGCAUCAGUGGAUGAGUUAAAACACAUAUCCUCCAUCAGAGAUUUUUACUUUGGAAUUCCCUAUGGUUCCUUUCUCGUCAUUGGAGGAUUCAUGUAUUUCAUGCUGACUGGAAGUAUUCCUGCCAUUCGUUUUGGUGUUGUUCUUGGCACUGCAAUUUUGGCUUUGAGCGUGUCAAGCUUGAGGUCAUGGAAGAAUGGGAAAACAACCCCACUUCUUUUGAUAGGGCAAACUGCAAUUUCUGCUAUUAUCUUCUGCAGGCAGUGGCUGUUGUGUUCACAGAGGGGAUCAUUUCCAAAUCUUUUACUGCUCCUUAUCAGCGGCAUGAUGGCAGGUUUCUAUGCUUAUAGAAUCAUAAUCGAUCAUUACAACAAGGGCUCAAAUGUGGAACAGAGCUCAGAGAGUUAAUGGGCGUGACGGAGAAUAUGAUGAAUGGGUUGGUGAAGGCAACUCUGAAGGGAAGUGACUGCUUUCCGCGCUGUCUCUUGACCUUGCCUUAAAUCUUUUCAAAGUUUCUGUAACGCCAGACGAGUAGCUGGAUUAUGGUGAUUUUAGAAUUUGCAGACGUAUGAAAAUGUUCAAAUUUUGGCUUCCAGAGGAUGUAAUUUGUGUUGGCCAUUUUUUGUCCUUUACUUGGCAUGCAACUAAAGCUCAUCUUUGAAUUAUUGGUUA
This is a messenger RNA of Musa acuminata AAA Group (dessert banana), 1312 nucleotides long. Its product is annotated as protein FATTY ACID EXPORT 3, chloroplastic. The record is from RefSeq and is a predicted model, not a curated record. Lineage: Eukaryota; Viridiplantae; Streptophyta; Magnoliopsida; Zingiberales; Musaceae. Bases 101 to 1048 code for a protein of 315 amino acids. The transcript has 7 exons. Gene Ontology annotation, biological process: fatty acid transport. Gene Ontology annotation, molecular function: fatty acid transmembrane transporter activity. Gene Ontology annotation, cellular component: chloroplast inner membrane.